AUGUGCCCGCGCAACAGACUAAAGAGUAUCAAGGCCGUCAUAUUCGACAUGGAUGGCACAUUGUGUCUCCCACAGCCAUGGAUGUUCCCUGCAAUGCGCCAGGCCGUAGGCCUGCACGACAGCUCCAUCGACAUACUCACGUUCAUCGACAGGCUCUCGACGCCUCUCGAGCGCGCCGAGGCCCACCGUCGCAUCCAGCAGGUCGAAGCGCAAGCAAUGGCUGAGAUGCAACCGCAACCGGGUCUCGUGACCUUGAUGCGAUUCCUCACAAAGCAUGGUAUCAGCAAGAGCAUCUGCACGCGCAACCUGCAGGAGCCGGUCGACUUCCUCAUCGACCGCUUCCUCCCCGCUGAAUACAGCCAUUUCGAUUACAUCCUUACACGUGAGUUCAAACCCACUAAGCCCAGUGCCGACCCGCUGUUGCACAUCGCACGCUCUCUUGGGAUCGAACCCGCGCACAUCGCCAUGGUCGGCGACUCUCGAGACGACCUUCUCAGUGGCCGCGCCGCGGGCUGCACGACGGUGCUCGUCCACCACGCUUCGAACGCGUCGCUGCUCGCUUCCGACGAGGACGCACAGAUGAUCGACUUUGUUGUCCGCGACCUCGCCGAGCUCGUUACCCUGCUCUCCGUCUGA
Messenger RNA from Torulaspora globosa, 636 nucleotides. Its product is annotated as putative haloacid dehalogenase-like hydrolase. The transcript has a single exon. The record is from RefSeq and is a predicted model, not a curated record. Bases 1 to 636 code for a protein of 211 amino acids. NCBI's taxonomy places the organism in Eukaryota, Fungi, Ascomycota, Saccharomycetes, Saccharomycetales, Saccharomycetaceae.